Styela clava is the source of this 2884-nucleotide messenger RNA. RefSeq lists its product as uncharacterized. The record is from RefSeq and is a predicted model, not a curated record. Gene Ontology annotation, cellular component: centriole; ciliary basal body. Gene Ontology annotation, biological process: cilium assembly. Lineage: Eukaryota; Metazoa; Chordata; Ascidiacea; Stolidobranchia; Styelidae. Gene Ontology annotation, molecular function: protein binding.
UUAACUGUUAGGUAUAUAAUUCAAAUAUCAUCAAUUUCAAAAAGUCAGUUAACCUUGUUAAAUUGUGUAUCAGAAUAUAGCAAAAAGGUAUUUUUGGAGCAUUGUAUUGGGAAACAAAUCAAAGAAUUGGAUAAAUUGAAUAGCAAAAUGGCUACAAAUAUGGAGGAUCCUACAUUAGAGAGGGAGUAUAAAGGACACAGAGACACUGUUACAAGCUGUGAUUUUAAUCCAAAUAUGAAACAAUUAGCAACUGGUUCAAUGGACACAUGUCUCAUGGUUUGGAAUUUUAAACCCAAAAUGAGAUCAUAUAGAUUUGUUGGUCACAAAGACGCAGUCCUUUCUGUACAGUUUUCACCAUCCGGACAUUUAGUUGCAUCUGCUUCAAGAGAUAAAACAGUACGACUCUGGAUUCCUAGUGUAAAAGGAGAGUCAACUGUAUUCAAAGCACACACAGCAACAGUUCGAAGUGUGCAUUUUUCAAGUGAUGGACUUUCUCUUUUAACAGCAUCUGAUGAUAAAACAAUAAAAAUGUGGACUGUCCAUCGACAAAAAUUUCAAUUUUCACUUAAUCAACAUAUGAACUGGGUUCGAUCUGCCAGAUUUUCUCCAGAUAACAGAUUGAUUGUAUCAGGAAGUGAUGAUAAAACAGUGAAAUUAUGGGACAGGAAUAGUAAAGAAUGUAUUCACACAUUUUUUGAACAUGGUGGAUUUGUGAAUCAAGUAGAAUUUCAUCCUAGCGGAACAUGUAUUGCUGCUGCAAGUACAGAUUCAACUGUUAAAGUGUGGGAUAUCAGAACGAAUAAAUUAUUACAACAUUAUCAAGUUCACAGCGGUGCAGUAAAUUCUAUAUCGUUCCAUCCAACUGGUAAUUAUCUUAUAUCUGCAUCAAACGAUUCAACAUUGAAAAUAUUAGAUCUUCUCGAAGGAAGACUUUUUUACACUUUACAUGGUCAUCAGGGUCCAGUAACAUCGACAGUAUUUUCAAGAAACGGGGAAUAUUUUGCGUCUGGAGGAUCUGAUGAACAGGUAAUUGUAUGGAAAACAAACUUUGAUCAAGCUGAUUUCGCGGAGAAAUUACAAGCCAAUCAGAAAAAGCAAACCAGACGAAUUCAGUCACAUACAGAUCCUGAUUCAACUGCAGUUCCUGUUCAUCGGCCGCAUUCAUCUACAGAAAGAAAUGGACCUUUUUCUCACAGCACUAAGCAAAAAACGAUAGAUUCUUCCACAGCAUUAAGGAAUACACAUCAAAAUAAUGACACAGAUGUGAUGGAUAUCGGUCCUGCAAUGUUCUCAGAACCAGUGCGGGGAAUGGAGGACUUUCAUGCGUCGCCUGCUGAUCGAUCCUUGAGAUCACAACAAGGAAGAAGACAAAAACAACAUCAAGAGAAUCAUCAACAACAAGAUGAACCAAAGUAUUCAUCGAGCAUUACAGCACCUCUCGAAGAACAAACGAUUCCUCCAAAAAUUACAGCGACAUUAGAACAAAUUGUCGGUCAAUUGGAUAUGUUAACACAGACAAUGACUAUACUGGAACAGAGAAUGACAAUGGCAGAAGAUAAAUUGAAAGAAUGUCUUGAUAAUCAACAAAAGAUUACAUUACAAGUUCGACCAUCUGACUAAAUGCAAAAUGCGGCGAAAUAAAACUUGCCUCCAGUCUGUGAACCUUCAUUGCAGUCAAAGAUUGGGGAGGGCAUCGUCAUAUAAAUAAAUACAUCUGUAAAUAAGAAAAUGUUAUAAGAAAUAUUAGGAGACUUUGUUAUGAUAAAAACUUUUUCUCCUUUUUUUGUUUAGCGCUCGUAAUUUCCGUAUUUGUUUAUCAAUUUUGAGACAUAGGUUUUCAUGUUACUGAGGCAUGGUUCAUGUGUAUGAAUGCAAUUCUCAUUGUUUUGAGUGUCUCUCCUUUAUAAAUGCUAUUUCAUCUUCAAGUAUCAGGACACAAAUGAGCUUGUCAGCAAUGUGGGCGUGGCUUGAAGAUUUCAGUCUAAUUUUCUUGACGGGAAGAAUGAAUUAAUGUAGUAUUCUUGGAAAUUUUGUUAUUAUUUAUUAAAGGUGACUGAGAAUUAUUUAUUUGUCAAAUUACUUCAUUUCUAAACUGAUAGAAAAACAGAUUUUCUAUCCCAAUUACACAAAAUAAUAAUGGAGUAAUAAAUACUGGGUAAAAAUAUGUAUACUUUGUGAUCGAUGCUCCAUUCUCUCCAGUUUAUCAUUAUGUUCUGUUAAGUAAAUGUUAAUGACUAAAUUGUAUUAUUUACAAUUGUACAUUUUUGUUUGUCUUCACGAAUGUUCCACCAUAUUUCUUUGAGUUGCUCAUAUAUAUUAUGACAAUUUUGCAUUAACUGAAAGUAGGGGUGGGGUGAUGGCAUUCACCUGAAAAUUACAAUUUUUUCAGUUUCAUGUUAAACUAUUACGCAAUAUUUGGAGGGGAAAUGUGCCACAUCCAACUUUUGUUCAAUAUUGUUUUGGUACAAUCACUUUGGAAAAUAUAAAUUCUCUCAAUAAAUACCAAUCCAUUUUAUUGUAACCCUUGCCGAACUUGAAAGAUUCUAUUCAUUCCAAAAGAGGUUGCUUCUGGUGUAUCGGGAUAGGACGUGGUCAAUGCUAGGCCUACACUAAAAUUCAUUCUAAAUUUGUAAUUAUUAAUUGGAAUAUAUUUGUAAAACUUCAUCUAACACCAUUGGUUCAAAGCAAUCUUCCCUAUUUACCCCUUUUGGAUCGGCCUAUGUCUCCUCUGUCUUCAAUAUGUACAAGACCUUUUGUUAUACUUACAUUGUUAUGCUGCUAUUAUUAGAUUAGCUUAUUCGAAUUAGUGUUUAGUAUUUUGAUCUUUUUUAUUUUCAUCAUUUGUGUGAUGUGCUCAACUCUAUAUAUAUUUUAUACAAAUAAA